Molecule: messenger RNA, 4194 nt
Organism: Hyaloscypha bicolor E
Lineage: Eukaryota; Fungi; Ascomycota; Leotiomycetes; Helotiales; Hyaloscyphaceae
Exons: 6
Coding region: 1-4194 (1397 amino acids)
Source: RefSeq, a predicted model, not a curated record
AUGGCACCACCGAAUACUCGACCGCCAUCCCGGCCGCCCAUCACCAGUCGAAUCCGGUCUUCCUUCGAGAAACGACGGAAAUCGAACGAAGUGCAAAGCCCGACAUACACGAAUGGCAACAGCAACCCCUUCAUCACGCAAGAUCCCGAAUCCUUUCGAAAAGCUAUCGACGAAGCUAUCAACAGCGAGACCUUCCAGGAUGCCAUCGCCGCCAACCUUGCGAAGCUGAUCAAGCCUUCGAUCAAAACUGCUCUGGAUACCAUACAGCCGGUAGUGGAGGCGGUCUACAACCAUGAGGUGCUGUUGAACAAGGCGAAUCGCAGCGUGGAGAAUAUAUUGGAUCGGCUGGAGUCGAACACGGAGGCAUAUGCGCAUCAGCGCGAUUCUGUGACGGCUCCCCCAGCAGAGCCCGCCCCGCCAGUGAUCCAGGAGAGAGCAGUUGGCACCUCGACGCCAUCUCCAGACUUUGCACAGUUCAAGCAAUUGCUAGGCGAAAUCAAUGCCCGGACAUCUGCAUCCCUCACUGGGCUCUCGAGCUCCGUCGAAGCUAGCAAUGGCAAGAUCGCGGAAGCGCUGCACGGCAUCAGCAAUAUACAAGCUACACUGGGACCUACGAAGGAGAAUAUUGAUGCACUGAAAGUCUUUUCCGAGCAAUCGACUACGACGGCGUCAGUGAUGCAAGCUCAAUUGGAUCAGCUGAAAGCAGACGUCGGCCAGAUCAUGGAUGCCAUUGGAACCAACCUUGGGAAGAAUGUGCAAGCACUACACGAGAAAGCUGCAGGCCAGGAUACCUCGUUAUUAUCCUCGCAUACCACCAAAUUGGAUGCCAUUGCAACGGAUCUUGGAGCUCUGAAGGGCCACUCAGAUACCAUGGGAAAGAUCGAAGCGAUCUCCGCCGAGCUCACAGGGUUGAAAGGAAGUGUUGACGCUGGCAUUUCUUCGAAUACAGCUUGCUUUACCAGCCUUGGCUCACAGAUCACCAAUGUUCUGAACACAAUGGAAGGCCACACUAGCACCCUCGGAGAAAUCAAAGACAGGGGAGCCCAUCCCGAUAUUUUGGCCGCCUUGCAACAAUCCAACGAUUCGCAUGCCGCGCAUGCUACGGCUCUGGGCGAGAUGAAAGAGAGGUCACUUGCCGCAGCUCCUGCAGCUGCUCCAGUUUCUGAGGGAAGCUCGGAUACCACCGCGGUAUUGCAAGAUCUGAAAGCAGAUCUCGCCUCUUUGAAAGAGAAUAUUGCUGCUGGACUUGCCGCCAACAAUGAAAACGCCACCGGUUUGGGCGCAAAGAUUGACACAGUUCUCACAACUGUCGAAGCACACAAGGCUGCAGAUGCAAGUCCCGAGAUUUUGGCAGCUGUACAGCAAUCAAACGAAUCCCAUGCUUCUCAUGCCACUGCUUUGGAUGGAAUCAAGUCUCUUGCCGCUGGGCCGGCCCCACCCGCCGAGACUGGAAACCUUGCGGCAUUGGAAGCUCAGGUGGGCUCCAUUGUUGGUGUGCUUGACGUACACACUGCAGCUUUGGAUGAGAUCAAGACUGCAAGCAGCGCCCAUGCCACGGCCUUGGAGGCACACACUGCGGCUUUGGAUGAGAUCAAGACUGCAAGCAGCUCCCAUGCCACGGCCUUGGAGGCACACGCUGCGGCUUUGGGUGAGAUCAAGACUGCAGGCACCGACACUGCUGUCGUACCAACAAGCAACUCGGAUGCUCUCGAGGGCCAUUUAAGCACUAUCAUUGAGACACUUGAUGCACACACCAAUCUGCUUAAUGAGAUCAAGGACGACGUUGGCGCGGAGAUCCUCACCACACUGCACGGACUGGGUCAAUCGCAAACACAACAUGGUGACAUGCUUGCUGAGAUCAGAGAAGCCGAUGUCAGUGAUGAGAUCUUGACAUUACUUCAUGCCCAUGGCGAGUCACAUACCGGUCAUGGAGCAACUUUGGGCCAGAUUCAUGAAAGUGUCCAGACCUUGAAUGCAUCGCACGCUGCUCAUGGUGCAGCACUUGAAGAGAUCAAGUCAAGAUCUGCACAUUCCUCUCAUAUUGCUACUCUGGCAGAUAUCAAGGAAGCAACGACAGCUUCGAAUGAGGCACAUACUUCUCACGCCGCUGCAUUAGACGAAUUGAAGACUGCACAAUCCGCCAGCGCUGCCAUUGCUUCACGCUCGGAGAGUCCAGAUAUCGCAGGACUGGAAACGCAACUCAACAACAUCAUCAUCACCCUCGAACGCCAGACUGCCACUUUGUCAUCGCUCAAGGACUCCGCUUUAGACAAUUCUAUUUCUGAGGCAGUUCUGGGAUCGCACGACCUGCUCAUUUCGCACACCACGCUACUCAACGCCAUCAAAGAUAACUCAUCCCACGAAGAUAUUGUGUCCAAUAUCUCGGAUCUCAAGGCCCUUGUAGCAGAGUCGAAAUCUGGUAUUGAUGAGCACUCGACUCUAGUCCGGGACCUCCACUCCGAUACCAAAGAGGCUCAUUCGAAUCUCACAUCAGCCAUUGCAGGUCUCGCUCUUGGUGGAGCAGCAGGCGCAGGAGCCGGUGCGCUGAUGUCCCACGAAUCCGACAACUCCUCUACCGAAAUCCUCACCGAAGUGAAGUCCGUGAAAGAAAAGGUCGAUUUCGUAGUAAGCCAACUUGAGAUCAACCACACCACUGUCACAACAAGAAUCACAACCCUAAGCGACGAGCUGAAAGCCGAGAUUGACGCAACAGGCACCCAGAUUACGGAAUCCAUCACAAAGAUGGACACCGACCUCAAGUCUUUCGAAAUUGAUCUCAAGCCCAUCACUUCCGCUGUCGAGCACACUGGCUUAGUUGUCAAGGACCUCUCGUCCCAAAUCGGCAAUCUCGAAAGCCAUAUCUCAGACAACACUUCCAAAGUCAAUGAGAUACACCAAGGCGUGCAUCUCAACGACACGGGUAUCUCUCAACUGCAAGAGCAUGCGGGAACGAGAGAGGUUGUCAGCCAAGCUGUGCCAGAGGGGAUGUGGUUUGGAAGCGGCAGCCCGAGUGCCAAGCGGCUGUCGAAUCCAUUUGAGCACUCUAGUGUCCCGGUUGAGGAACCGGAGGCGGAGGAACCGGAGGUGGAGGAAGAGCAGAAGGAACAUGGGCAGGCAUUGGAGGCGAUUCCAGAGGUGGAUACGCCGCUUGAGGAGAGUCCUAGUGCUCCUGUCGAACCCGAGAUCCCACAUCAGGAUGCUGAAGAAGAGAGUACUCCUGUUGAACCCGAGAUCUCGCAUCAAGAUGUGGAGGUAGAGAGUACUCCUAUUGAGCCUGAGGCCUCGGACCAGGACACCAAAGAAGAGUGUACUCCUGUCGAACCCGAGGCCUCGCAUCAGGAUAUGGAGGUGGAGGGUAUUCCUAUUGAGCCCGAGGUCUCACAUCAUGACGUUGAAGAAGAGAGUACUCCUGUCGAACCUGAAGUCCCACGUCAGGACACCGAAGAAGAGAGUGCCCCUGUUGAACCUGAGAUCCCACAUCAGGACGCCGAAGAAGAGAGUGCUCCUGUCGAACCCAAGGUUUCACAUCAGGACAUCGAAGAAGAGAGUGCUCCUCCUGAAAUAGUCGAGGAACCUGCAAAAGCAAGUCCAGAUCCCGAAAUUUCCCACGAUAUACCAGAACCAGAGCCAGCUUCAGAGCCUCAUGAAAAGGGAGCCGAACCGGAACUAGCUCCAGAGCACGACCCUGAUCACCAAAUUCCCGAAUCAACCGCUCUCGAAGAACACCACACAGCUCCCGAGCCCGACCACCUCCACGAGGCAGCCGAUCUCGACGAGUCCUCAUUCAGCCAGUCCGCCCCUCACCACCCUCUACCAGCCGAAGAGCCCGAACUCCCUCUCACCACCUCCCACGACCAGGAACCCACCGAGCAUGACCAUGCUGAUCCAGAGCCCACUCCCCCCACUUCACCUCUCGAAAACGAGCCUGUCCCCGUCCUCUCUCCUUCCACACAAACGAACCCCUUCUCUGAUCCCGAGGAAGAGGAUUUAGAGAGUGCGUCGGCAUCAGCGUCUACGAGCGCGAUUGCAAGCCCGAUGUCCGGCUCGUUUACGGAGCAUGCAGAAGGAGGUGGUGCAUCGAAGGGCGGGAAGAAGAAGAAGAAGAAGAAGAAGGGGAAGAAGGAUAAGAAGAAGGGGGAGGAGAAGGUGCCGUUGGUGAUGGAUGGGCAGGACCCUGUAGAGGGUGCAGAGUAG